ACAGCAUGCGCGAGCUUAGUGACCCAAACCAAAACCGGAAGGGAACGUCACUGUCUGCGCAUGCUUGUGUGCCCUUUUCCAGGGAUAAACAUCCAAGAUGGUCAACGUACCGAAGACACGCAAGACCUUCUGUAAGGGCAAGAAAUGCAAAAAGCAUACGUUGCAUAAAGUAACCCAGUAUAAGGCUGGCAAGGCUUCUCUCUAUGCGCAAGGUAAAAGGCGUUACGACAGGAAACAGAGUGGUUAUGGUGGUCAGACAAAACCAAUCUUCAGAAAGAAGGCCAAGACCACCAAAAAGAUAGUUUUGAGAAUGGAGUGCACAGAAUGCAAAUACCGCAAACAGCUGCCAAUCAAGCGCUGCAAGCACUUUGAGUUAGGUGGUGACAAGAAGAGGAAGGGCCAGAUGAUCAUGUUCUAGAAAAGUUGAUUAUGGAAAUAAAUGGUGAAUGACAGA
Molecule: messenger RNA, 454 nt
Organism: Pomacea canaliculata
Lineage: Eukaryota; Metazoa; Mollusca; Gastropoda; Architaenioglossa; Ampullariidae
Product: 60S ribosomal protein L44
Exons: 5
Coding region: 98-418 (106 amino acids)
Biological process (GO): translation
Cellular component (GO): cytosolic large ribosomal subunit; ribosome
Molecular function (GO): structural constituent of ribosome
Source: RefSeq, a predicted model, not a curated record